AUGAGGUUAUUCUUGAUCAGACACGGCGAGACCGUCCACAAUGUCGCAGGAGUCUAUGCUGGCAUCACAGACUCUGCCCUCACGAACCAUGGAGUGCUUCAAGCUGCUCGACUUGGUGCUCACCUCGCAGCAACAGAUGUAAAGGUCUCCCAUAUCUUCUCUUCUGACCUGCAGCGUGCAGCCAAUACCGCCGAAGCUAUUCGAGUCGCGCAAUCCCCUACCCCACAAGCCGUCGUCCAGCUCCAUCUGCUUCGCGAACAGGACUUUGGGUUUUACGAGGGCAAGACAUUCAGUCAACGUCCUCGGGAUCCGAGUGGGAGAGAUGUACAUCUCGAUGCCCACCGGAACGAUCCUGGGUUUCGAGACGUCGAGUCAAAAGAAUCCAUGAUGGCUCGGGUGGAUGCCUUCGUCGAUGUACAUCUUUUUCCACUAUUUGCCGUGGUCCGGGACGAGCAUUCAAUCGUUGUCGUCGCGCAUGGUAUAAUACUAAAUUAUCUUUGGAGAAGCAUCUUGAAGCGAUUCCCCCCAGCAAAUGUAGCUAUAGCUACGUCUGCUGACCGUGGUCUGAGUCUAGAUUACAUAGGAGGUUGGUCGAAUACUGGGGUGUUGGAUCUCGAGGUCAAACUGAGACCCGGGGUCAUUCCAGUGCAAGAGAAGCCUACCUAUGGGCCCCCUCUCGAAGUUCCCCCCACACUCUCAUCGGCAGAAGCAGGGCCACCAGAGCUGUCGCAACAGUCUACAGGUGUUUCAUCAUCAGCUACAAUUUCUGCCCCAGUCUCUCGCCCAGUGCUCUCACAUAUAUUACUUACGGUAAAGGCAGUGAAUAGCUUGGAGCAUCUGAAUGGGUUGAAGAAGACUCGAGGUGGUAUUGGUAGCUUGAAGCAUGACCCAAGCCAGAAGACAAUGGAUUCGUUCUUCAAGAAGAGAACGGAUUGA
Lachnellula hyalina is the source of this 936-nucleotide messenger RNA. RefSeq names its product putative phosphatase. Gene Ontology annotation, molecular function: fructose-2,6-bisphosphate 2-phosphatase activity. The transcript has 2 exons. The record is from RefSeq and is a predicted model, not a curated record. Gene Ontology annotation, biological process: negative regulation of glycolytic process; negative regulation of programmed cell death; positive regulation of DNA repair. Gene Ontology annotation, cellular component: cytosol. Bases 1 to 936 code for a protein of 311 amino acids. Lineage: Eukaryota; Fungi; Ascomycota; Leotiomycetes; Helotiales; Lachnaceae.